Ornithorhynchus anatinus (platypus) is the source of this 1664-nucleotide messenger RNA. It is a transcript of the gene GNB3, whose product is annotated as G protein subunit beta 3. Gene Ontology annotation, cellular component: heterotrimeric G-protein complex; cytoplasm. The transcript is spliced from 9 exons. Lineage: Eukaryota; Metazoa; Chordata; Mammalia; Monotremata; Ornithorhynchidae. The coding region runs from base 436 to 1458 and encodes 340 amino acids. The record is from RefSeq and is a predicted model, not a curated record. Gene Ontology annotation, biological process: G protein-coupled receptor signaling pathway. Gene Ontology annotation, molecular function: signaling receptor complex adaptor activity; protein binding.
CUCGCGGGGACCCCCGAGGGCGAGAGGAGAGGCCGAGGGAGGGAAGGAGGAUCGGGUUCCGAGUUCUUUGGGUCACCCUCGGACCCGAGGAAGGGGCUCUUGGGAUCCGCACCAUUUGACCGGGCCCGGCUCUGACUCCCAACUCAUUCUCCGCUUUGGUCCAAGGGCCGUCGGGGGUUUGCAAAGGGGGUGUCCGCGUUGGGGUAGACGAUGGAGGGAGAGGGGAGCGGACUGGGUUGCCGUUGGUGGGCGGGGCGAGGCUGAUCCGGGGCCCUUGACUCUUCUCCCCUCACUCCGCUUCCCCUUUGAGGCUUUCCCCGAAGGAGCCGGGACAGGGCCCCGCAUCCGGCCGGCCGCCCUGCGGGACGCACACACGGACGGACGGACAAGACCGGACAACCGGGCGGACAGAAAAGUCAGACAGGCAGGGUAGAGAUGGGGGAGAUGGAGCAGAUGCGGCAGGAGGCGGAGCAGCUCAAGAAGCAGAUCGCAGACGCCCGAAAAGCCUGUGCAGACACCACCCUGGCGGAGCUGGUGUCCGGGCUGGAGGUGGUGGGACGGAUCCAGAUGCGGACCCGGCGGACCCUGCGGGGACAUCUGGCCAAGAUCUACGCCAUGCACUGGGCGACCGAUUCCAAGCUGCUGGUCAGCGCCUCUCAGGACGGGAAGCUGAUCGUGUGGGACACCUACACCACCAACAAGGUCCACGCCAUCCCGCUGCGCUCCUCGUGGGUGAUGACCUGCGCCUACGCCCCAUCGGGAAACCUGGUGGCCUGCGGAGGGCUGGACAACAUGUGCUCCGUCUACAGCCUCAAAUCCAGGGAGGGCAACGUCAAGGUCAGCAGGGAGCUGGCGGCCCACACAGGCUACCUGUCCUGCUGCCGCUUUCUGGACGACAACAACAUCGUGACCAGCUCUGGGGACACCACCUGCGCCCUGUGGGACAUCGAGACGGGGCAGCAGAAGACGGUGUUCGUGGGCCACACGGGGGACUGCAUGAGCCUCGCCGUGUCGCCCGACUUCAAACUCUUCGUGUCGGGCGCCUGCGACGCCAGCGCCAAGCUGUGGGACGUGCGCGAGGGCACCUGCCGCCAGACCUUCGUCGGCCACGAGUCCGACAUCAACGCCAUCUGCUUCUUCCCCAGCGGCGAGGCCAUCUGCACGGGCUCGGACGACGCCACGUGCCGCCUCUUCGACCUGCGCGCGGACCAGGAGCUACUGACCUACGCCCACGACAGCAUCAUCUGCGGCAUCACCUCGGCCGCCUUCUCCCGCAGCGGCCGCCUGCUCCUCGCCGGCUACGACGACUUCAACUGCAACAUCUGGGACUCCUUGAAGGCCGAGCGCGUCGGGAUCCUCUCGGGCCACGACAACAGAGUCAGCUGCCUGGGGGUGACAGCCGACGGGAUGGCGGCGGCCACGGGCUCCUGGGACAGUUUCCUCAAGAUUUGGAACUGAACAGAGUGGGGCAGAAAGGGGCGGCGGGUACACCCACAUACACACACACACACACACACACACUCACAGAGUACCCAGUUUGACCCCUGCCUCCAUGAGAAUCAGCCACAGAUGCUUGCACACAUGGUGUGCAUGUUCGCUUCCCCUCUAGCCACAGUGCUUUCUUAGUAAUAAUAAUAAUAAAAGUAGUAUUUAAGUGCUUACUA